Caenorhabditis remanei is the source of this 1566-nucleotide messenger RNA. RefSeq lists its product as uncharacterized. The coding region runs from base 1 to 1566 and encodes 521 amino acids. Gene Ontology annotation, molecular function: hexose transmembrane transporter activity. Gene Ontology annotation, biological process: monosaccharide transmembrane transport. NCBI's taxonomy places the organism in Eukaryota, Metazoa, Nematoda, Chromadorea, Rhabditida, Rhabditidae. The record is from RefSeq and is a predicted model, not a curated record. The transcript has 9 exons. Gene Ontology annotation, cellular component: membrane.
AUGUCAUCGACCGUCCAGAGUUCCCCCACAGUCAGAAAAUGGCCGCCACGGAGAACUGCCCUAAUGGCAACAAUUGUUGCUUUUGGAAGCUCUUUUAGCUUCGGAUUUCAGCUGCUUAUCACUAAUCCGGCUCAAGGAGCAUUCAUAAAGUUCCUCAACGCCUCCAAGCAUUCCAACAACCCGGAGGACAAUGUGUUGGCUCAUCUGGAGAAUGAGUGGUCUCUGAUAGUGGCCAUCUUCUUUUUGGGAUCGGCAACUGGAGCAUUCUUGAUAAGGACAGUGGCAGAGAGGCUUCCAUUCGGUCCAGUCGGAUUCGGUCCGACCGCCGACCGACCACCGACCCGACCGACUGCCGACCGACCGAGCCGACCGAGAUUCGGUCGAAAGAAAGGAGUGAUUGUCUCAAUCGUGACACAAGUCGUAUCGUCAAUAUUGGCGAUCACGAGUUACUGGAUCGUCAACCAUAUCCUCUUCACUUUCGCGAGAUUUCUGAUGGGUGUAGGUAUCACCAUAUCAAUGGGCAUUGCCGCCAUGUUCGUAACGGAAGCAAGCCCCGCCUACUGCCGAGGUGUCUCCUCCCUAAUCAACGGUGUCCUUCUUCAAUUCUCCCUUACCGUUGGAGCCGUUCUCGCGAUGCCCAAAGUCCUCGGAAGUGAGACUCAUUGGUGGUAUCUCUACCUGUUCCAACUCUCCAUCAACACCGUGGUACUCUGUGUUCUACCAAUGGUUCAUGAGAGUCCAAGCUACUUGGCGUCUCAAGAAGUGAAGCAUCACCACACUUUCAAGUCGAAAAUCGUGGCGUCCGUCAAGUAUUACCAUGAAAUCUCAGAUGAGGACGCAGAGAGAUUCGCUGAAAAUUUGAUAGAGACACAUCAAAUCUCUCGGUCCCAAGAGUCAAUAAUAUCUGUUUGGAAGACACCAUUCAACCGUCGUGGAACACUUCUCGGAAUGAUGGUCACAUUCGCCAUGGCUAUGUCUGGAAUUACAGUAAUCAAUGCGUUCGCUUUCGAGAUUUUGAUGGAUGUCGGAAUGAAGCAGGACACUGCUGCAGUUGCAAAUGCAGCCAUUUGUUUCUUCUCGUUUGCGGGAAUUCUGGUGUCGACAAAGAUCAUCGAUCACUUUGGAAGACGGCCUCUUCUGAUAUCAACUUUUGGAUUUUUGACGGUGGUCAAUGUAGCGAUUAUCAGUUUGAUGUAUGCUUAUGAGAAAACUCAGAACCAAAUCGUCUCCUACUUCCUGAUAUCCGCCAUCUGCAUGUUCAAUUUCCUAUUCGCUAUGGGUCCGGGACCUCUUUCAAUGUUCAUCACGGGAGAGUUGGUACCACAGACAUGUCGAUCAGCUUCGUCGGUAUGGACUAAUGCAAUAAUGGCUACUGUAAGAUUCCUCACUCUAACCUUCUAUCUUCCCGUCAAAAAUGCGACAUCUGAAUUCAUGGCGUACGCAAUAUUUUUCAUUGUUCCAAUGGUUGUUGCGGUGCUUGUCUUAUUCUUUUUGUUGCCCGAAACAAAAGGAAGAAAUGUUGAGGAGAUACGAGAGGAAUAUGAGAGGAAGGCCUUGUUAAGAUAA